AUGUCGUGGGUGCAUCUUGAAGUUGACGAGGAACUCUGUCUAGUGCGUCUUGAAGCCGACGCGGAACCCUGUCUAGCCGAUCUUGUAGGCAUACUUGUAAACAGAUUUGAAUGCCUUCAGUCUGUCAAAGAAGGCAACAUAAAAUUCCUCCUCAUAAACACCGGCGAGCCUCUUAGCAGAGCUAUGAAGCUUCGAGAUUUGGAGACUGCUGAUACCUCCCCUUUGAUUGUUAGGUAUCCCCUGUCAAAUGAUACUGUCCAUCUUAAUCUUCGUUGUUAUAUUUCGACCUCCUGGACCCAUUUGAGGAUUAGUCACACACAACUGGAGAUCAAAGGGGAAGAACUCAAGGGGGAAUUUGAAUUCAAUGACUGGCUGAACGACAUCCCAUCGAACAAUAACAAACGCAUCGUCAAUGUCUUAAUCAAAAUCGAAGGUCCUAAAUUUCUAGAAGAAAAUCUUAUGGUGAAUGGAAGCUUAAUGAAAUUACUGCUGCCCUCUUGGGAGUGUCAGCGUCAGAUUUGGGAUAUUCGUCAUUUCUCUAAGGAUGAUAUUCCGAAACAUAGUUGGGAUAUCUCUGACCUCAUCUUGAGUGGGUUUACAACGGAACUUCGGAGAAAAAUGGAGGCUUUCGGCGAAUUCGUCAAUGAACCAACCGUUCGCGAAUUCAUUUCGCCCUUCAUGACUACGGCUGUUGUGAUUGGGAAGAAAACGAAUUCCACACUGCGGGUUGUCGCUAAAGAUAAUCUUAAGGGAAGCCGUGGAUACGGGCCAGUCGAUUUCACCGUUCAUUCCGACGACAUUAUUAUCCUCGUCACUGGGGCAAAGAAUGAGGAUUUAAAACAAGGAGUCGGGCAAAACUAUGCCCAGAUGCACAGUGCAGUUGAGUGCUUGGAGAAAAAAGGGAAAAUUACUGAGGACGACAAGUAUAGUGUUGUUAUGUACGGGGUUGUUACUACGGGUAGCAAUUGGAUAUUCAAUCGUUGGAUAGGCAUGUCCAAACAUCCGAUGAUCGAAAGGACGGAUGUGAUUAGAAAUUCUUGGGUAUAUCGUUGGAAUUUUAGAGUCUCAAGCUGA
Paraglomus brasilianum is the source of this 1074-nucleotide messenger RNA. Lineage: Eukaryota; Fungi; Glomeromycota; Glomeromycetes; Paraglomerales; Paraglomeraceae. The record is from the annotation of a GenBank genome assembly.